This is a messenger RNA of Emys orbicularis (European pond turtle), 3624 nucleotides long. RefSeq names its product probable cation-transporting ATPase 13A4. NCBI's taxonomy places the organism in Eukaryota, Metazoa, Chordata, Testudines, Emydidae. The coding region runs from base 1 to 3624 and encodes 1207 amino acids. Gene Ontology annotation, cellular component: late endosome membrane; endoplasmic reticulum membrane. The transcript is spliced from 30 exons. Gene Ontology annotation, biological process: intracellular calcium ion homeostasis; polyamine transmembrane transport. Gene Ontology annotation, molecular function: ATP hydrolysis activity; P-type ion transporter activity; ATP binding. The record is from RefSeq and is a predicted model, not a curated record.
AUGGGGGAAAAGUUUGCCAAGAGUCACCAUGCAUUGCUCAGCAAGGGAGAGGAGAAUGAAAUGGAGAUAUUUGGCUACAAAACCCAGGGCUGCCGGAAAGCCAUGUGCAUUGCUGGGUACAUUCUGUCCUGCGGGGUUCUCCGGCUUGUAUUUUACUGGAAACCAGCGUGGGAUGUGUGGGCAAACUGCAUCCCCUGCAGCUUGCAAGAAGCAGACGUCACAUUGCUCAGAACAACAGAUGAAUUUCAGAUUUAUUCCCGGAAGAAGGUGAUGUGGAUCUCUGUGUCUGCACUGAACAAAUUUAGAUCAGAUUAUCCAAUCAUUGCUGAUGAAAACUCCAUCAUAAACAAAGCCAUAAUGAAACCAGAUUUAAAAGUAAGAUGCAUCCAAGUGCAGAAAAUCCGGUAUAUUUGGAACAACCCUGAACAACAGUUCCAGAAAGUUGGGUCCCUAGAAGACAGUCACACUUGUUCAGAUAUACAUCUGAAAUUUGGUUCUGGUUUGCGACGUGCGGAACUGGAGAUCAGGAGGCUAAUAUGUGGGCCAAAUGCCAUUGAUAUUCAGGUUGUCCCUAUUUGGAAACUACUCAUCAAAGAGGUCUUAAAUCCAUUUUACGUGUUCCAACUCUUCAGUGUGUGUCUGUGGUUCGCUGAGGAUUAUAAGGAGUAUGCCAUUGCUAUCAUAAUCAUGUCCCUCCUUUCGAUCACCUUAACCGUGUAUGAUCUCAGAAAGCAAUCUAUGAAACUGCACAGGCUGGUGGAGUCGCAUAACAGUGUCAGGGUCACUGUGUGCAGGAAAGACGAAGGCUUCCAAGAGCUAGAGUCAUGCCAUCUGGUGCCAGGAGACGUGCUGGCUUUGGCAGGGGGCAAAGCCCUUAUGCCAUGCGAUGCCAUCCUGAUCAGCGGUGGGUGCGUUGUAAAUGAAGGCAUGCUGACAGGGGAAAGCAUUCCAGUAACAAAGACCCACUUGCCCCAGGCUGAGGACUCCAGGCCCUGGAGAACAUGCUGCGCAGAGGAUUACAAAAGACAUGUCCUUUUCUGUGGAACAGAGGUCAUCCAGACCAAGGCAGAUGGCAACGGGCCAGCGAGAGCUGUUGUGCUGAGGACUGGUUUCAACACAGCCAAAGGAGACCUGGUCAGGUCUAUUCUCUACCCUAAGCCCAUGAAUUUCAAGCUGUACAGAGACGCCUUACGGUUCCUGAUGUGCCUCAUAGUGCUUGCGACCAUUGGAAUGAUCUAUACAGUGUGUGUUUUUGCACUAAACGGGGAAGAGGCAGGAGAAGUGGUGAAAAAGGCACUGGACGUCAUCACUAUUGCAGUCCCUCCAGCUCUCCCUGCUGCUUUGACGACGGGGAUCAUUUAUACGCAGGGCAGGCUGAAGAAAAAGGGAAUCUUCUGCAUCAGUCCUCAGAGGAUCAAUGUGUGUGGGCAGCUGAACCUCAUCUGCUUUGACAAAACUGGCACCUUAACAGAAGAUGGACUGGACCUGUGGGGGGUGAUCGCUUCUGAAGGAAACAGUUUUCAGAAAGUCCACAGCUUCGCCUCUGGUCGCAGCUUGCCCUGGGGACCAAUGUGCGGCGCCAUGGCGAGCUGUCAUUCACUGAUUGUUCUGGACGGAAAGAUACAGGGAGAUCCAUUGGACCUGAAAAUGUUUGAGGCAACUAAUUGGGAGAUGGAGGAUUCCUGUGAAGAUCAUGUUAAGAAUGGCGAAUUCACACACGCUGUUGUUAUUAAACCCGGACCCAAAGCCAGCAAUGUUCCAGUGGAAGGAAUUGCCAUCUUACACCAGUUUCCAUUUUCCUCAGCCCUGCAGAGGAUGUCGGUCAUAGCUCAGGAAAUCGGAGGGGAGCAGCAGGUCUUCAUGAAGGGAGCUCCGGAGACGGUGGCCAAGUUUUGUAGACCAGAAACCGUGCCACCCGGUUUUGCCAGUGAGCUUCAGCUCUAUGCAGCGCGGGGCUUCAGGGUCAUCGGACUGGCGCACAAAAUUCUGCAGGCAGGGAGGCAGGCAGCUGGCUUAACAAGGGAGGAGGUGGAGUCUGACCUGACGUUCCUGGGCUUUCUGAUAAUGGAAAAUCGGCUGAAGGCAGAGACCAAGCCUGUGCUGGAAGAACUCAGCGCUGCCCGCAUCAGGAGCGUUAUGGUCACAGGUGACAACAUACAGACAGCGGUUACUGUGGCCAAAAAUGCUGGAAUGAUUUCUCAGACCAGUCAAGUGAUUCUCAUUGAAGCAAAUGAACUGUCAGGUUCCCCCUCAGCAUCCAUCACCUGGAAGCUACUGGAAGAAAGCAAACUGAAUGGCUACAGAAACCUGGAGACUUACAUUCAUGUUGGGGGAAGAUUCAGCUCUGAAGUUGGACGUAGCAGUUACCAUUUUGCCAUGAGUGGAAAAUCCUACCAGGUCAUUACACAGCAUUUCAGCUAUUUACUUCCAAAGCUCCUGGUCAAUGGGACCGUUUUUGCUAGAAUGUCUCCAGGUCAGAAAUCCAGCCUGGUGGAGGAGUUUCAAAAGUUGGAUUACUUUGUGGGCAUGUGCGGAGAUGGAGCCAAUGACUGUGGGGCUUUGAAAAUGGCCCACGCUGGGAUAUCGUUGUCAGAGCAGGAGGCGUCGGUGGCUUCACCUUUCACGUCCCGAACCCCCAGCAUAGAGUGUGUGCCCGAGCUGAUCAGGCAAGGUCGCGCUGCUCUCGUCACUUCAUUCUGCGUGUUUAAGUACAUGGCACUGUACAGCACCAUCCAGUACCUUGGUGUUCUCCUGCUUUACUGGCAACUAAACUCCUUUGGGAAUUACCAGUUUUUAUUCCAAGAUCUGGCUAUUACCACUGUAAUUGGUAUAACAAUGAGUUUGAACGGUGCCUACCCAAAGCUGGUCCCAUACAGGCCUCCAGGCCAGCUGAUCUCGCCCCCUUUGCUACUGUCCGUGGUCCUGAACAUCCUGUUCAGCCUGUGCAUGCAGGUUUUUGGCUUUGUCACCGUCCAGAAGCAGCCCUGGUACGCUCAGCACAACAUCUACAGUGCCUGCCUCAGUGGGAAUAAAAGCCAUGUGGAGAAUUCUUCCUCCGCUGCCACCAUCGGUUUCACUGGGAUGGAGAAUGCAGAUGCCGGAGAGAGGGUGGACAAUGGCUACAAGAGCUAUGAAAAUACCACAGUGUGGCUCCUUAGCACCAUCAACUGCCUCAUGGUAGCACUGGUGUUCUCCAAGGGAAAGCCCUUCCGGCAGCCCGUGCACACGAACUAUAUAUUUGUACUUGUGCUAGCAGUACAGCUGGGCAUCUGUGUCUUCUUUGUGUUUGCCGACAUUGACGGUCUCUACUCACAGAUGGAUCUCGUGUGCACCCCCACCUUCUGGAGAAUCUCCAUGGUGAUAAUGCUGCUGGUCACAUUCGCGGUGUCCUUCGUUGUAGAGGAGGCUGUCAUUGAAAACAGAGCCCUCUGGAUGCUGCUCAAAAAGUGCUUCCAGUACCAGUCCAAGAGCCAUUACAAGAGGCUGCAAAGGAUGCUGGAGCAGGACUCAGCCUGGCCUCCUCUGAACGAAACCAUCUUCUCAGAGUCCAGGGUGAUACCAGUGGAGGACAACAGGGUAGCUUACAGGAAUCCAGUGUUUGAAAGCAAUGAGGAUAUGCUCUGA